AUGUAUCGACGGGCGUUAGAAGGAUAUGAAGAUGUGCUUGGACGCGAGCAUCCUAACACGCUUACUAGUGUCAACAACCUUGGCAAUGUGCUUAACAGCCAAGGAAAAUACGAAGAGGCGGAAGCGAUGUAUCGACGGGCGUUGGAAGGGAGUGAGAAAGUACUUGGGCGUGAGCACCCUGACACGCUCACCAGUGUUAGUAACCUUAGUAAUGUGCUUGACAGGCAAGGGAAACAUGAAGAGGCGGAAGCGAUGUAUCGACGGGUGCUGGAAGCACGAGAGAAGGUGCUUGGGCGCGAGUACCCUUACACGCUCACUAGUGUUAAUAACCUUGGAUUAGUGCUCGAUAGUUAA
This is a messenger RNA of Penicillium brasilianum, 354 nucleotides long. Lineage: Eukaryota; Fungi; Ascomycota; Eurotiomycetes; Eurotiales; Aspergillaceae. The record is from the annotation of a GenBank genome assembly.